AUCCAGCCGCCGCCGCCGGUGCUGCCCGGGCCCUUCUUCAUGCCAUCCGACCGCUCCACGGAGCGCUGCGAGACCGUGUUGGAGGGCGAGACCAUCUCUUGCUUCGUGGUGGGCGGUGAGAAGCGCCUGUGCCUGCCGCAGAUCCUCAACUCCGUGCUGCGCGACUUCUCGCUGCAGCAGAUCAACUCAGUGUGCGACGAGCUGCACAUCUACUGUUCGCGCUGCACGGCCGAUCAGCUGGAAAUCCUCAAAGUCAUGGGCAUCCUGCCCUUCUCCGCGCCCUCGUGCGGGCUCAUCACCAAGACGGACGCCGAACGCCUGUGCAACGCGCUGCUCUACGGCGGCGCCUACCCGCCGCCCUGCAAGAAGGAGCUGGCCGCCAGCCUGGCGCUGGGCCUGGAGCUCAGUGAGCGCAGUGUCCGCGUGUACCACGAAUGCUUCGGCAAGUGCAAGGGGCUGCUGGUGCCCGAGCUGUACAGCAGCCCCAGCGCAGCCUGUAUCCAGUGCCUCGAUUGCCGCCUCAUGUACCCGCCUCACAAGUUCGUGGUGCACUCGCACAAGGCCUUGGAGAACCGGACCUGCCACUGGGGCUUCGACUCGGCCAACUGGCGGGCCUACAUCCUGCUGAGCCAGGACUACACCGGCAAGGAGGAGCAGGCCCGCCUAGGCCGCUGCCUUGACGACGUGAAAGAGAAGUUCGAUUAUGGCAACAAGUACAAGCGGCGGGUGCCCCGGGUCUCUUCUGAACCCCCGGCCUCCAUAAGACCCAAAAUAGAUGAUGCCUCCUCCCAGUCCCCUGCGUCUUCUGAGAAGGACAAGCAGUCCAGCUGGCUGCGGACCUUGGCCAGCUCCUCCAACAAGAGCCUGGGCUGCGUUCACCCUCGCCAGCGCCUCUCUGCUUUCCGACCCUGGUCCCCUGCAGUUUCGUCCAGUGAGAAAGAGAUCUCCCCGCACCUCCCAGCCCUGAUUAGAGACAGCUUUUACUCCUACAAGAGCUUCGAGACAGCAGGGGCUCCCAACGUGGCCCUUGCCCCACCAGCCCAGCAGAAGGUCGUGAACAGCCCGCCAUGCAACACCGUGGUCUCCCGGGCCCCCGAGCCUCUCCCCACUUGUAUCCAGCCCCGGAAGCGGAAGCUGAUUGCAGAUACCCCGGGAGCCCCAGAGACACUGGUGCCGGCUGCUGCUGCAGAGGAGGACAAGGACUCGGAGGCAGAGGUGGAAGUGGAGAGCAGAGAGGAGUUCACUUCCUCCUUGUCCUCGCUGUCCUCGCCAUCCUUCACCUCAUCCAGCUCCGCCAAGGAUCUGAGCUCCCCGGGCAUGCAUGCCCCUCCCGUAGCUGCCCUGGACGCUGCAGCCCACACUGAUGCCCCCAGUGGGCUGGAGGCAGAGCUGGAGCACCUGCGGCAGGCCCUAGAGGGUGGCCUGGACACCAAGGAAGCCAAAGAGAAGUUCCUGCAUGAAGUGGUCAAGAUGCGUGUGAAACAAGAGGAGAAGCUGAAUGCUGCAUUGCAGGCCAAGCGCAGCCUCCACCAGGAGCUGGAGUUCCUGCGUGUGGCCAAGAAGGAGAAACUUCGGGAAGCCACAGAGGCCAAGCGCAGCUUGCGGAAAGAGAUCGAGCGCCUCCGUGCUGAGAAUGAGAAGAAGAUGAAAGAGGCCAACGAGUCACGGGUGCGCCUGAAACGGGAGCUGGAGCAGGCGCGGCAGGUCCGGGUGUGCGACAAAGGCUGCGAGGCUGGCCGUCUGCGUGCCAAGUACUCGGCCCAGAUCGAGGACCUGCAGGCAAAGCUGCAGCAUGCCGAGGCCGACCGAGAGCAGCUGCGGGCCGACCUGCUGCGGGAACGCGAGGCGCGUGAGCACCUGGAGAAGGUGGUGAAGGGGCUGCAGGAGCAGCUGUGGCCACGGCCGCGCCCCGAGAAUGGAGGCGGCGGGGAGGGCACCUCUGAGAUCGGCAGCACCACAUUGGGCACACGACAAGGACCUGGCUCUUCCCGAUGCUGCGAGGAAGAGCAGGGAGAGUGCCGCGUGCGAGAUGAGCCCAGCACUGCCGCCUUACCGCUGCUGCCCCGUGUCCGUGCUGCUGCCCUGCAGGCCCUGGGCAGGCAGGGCGCCCCCUGUGACCCGCCUGCAGGUGGCAACGUGCCGGGCCCCGCUGUGGGAUUAGCUCCAGAGGAAUGCGCUUCGUGCUGCCAUCAGGCAGAGCUGCUCCUCGCCCUGCCCCGUGACUGUGGCACCUCGGUGUCCUCACCUGGUGCUGUCCCUGAUGGUGGGAAGCAUUGUGUCAGCCCUGGGACAGCCCCGCUGUCCUAUGAGCUGGUCGCUUUGGGCUCGCACCUCUGGGAUGGGCAGGCACCUCUCCGGCAGCUGGGCACUGGGCCUCCGGACAGCUCUGCUGCUCCCACCUCACCGCUGGUCCCAGCUGGUGGGGGGCAGGGGGACUGGCAGAACACUGGGUUGUCCCGGCCACUCCGUUGUAGGGCCACCGUGCCUGGCUCCACUGGCGAGAACUAG
Fukomys damarensis (Damara mole-rat) is the source of this 2508-nucleotide messenger RNA. RefSeq names its product SKI proto-oncogene (gene Ski). The record is from RefSeq and is a predicted model, not a curated record. Gene Ontology annotation, biological process: negative regulation of BMP signaling pathway. NCBI's taxonomy places the organism in Eukaryota, Metazoa, Chordata, Mammalia, Rodentia, Bathyergidae. The transcript has 10 exons. Bases 40 to 2508 code for a protein of 822 amino acids. Gene Ontology annotation, cellular component: nucleus. Gene Ontology annotation, molecular function: DNA-binding transcription factor activity, RNA polymerase II-specific; SMAD binding; RNA polymerase II cis-regulatory region sequence-specific DNA binding.